Molecule: messenger RNA, 3117 nt
Organism: Lycium ferocissimum
Lineage: Eukaryota; Viridiplantae; Streptophyta; Magnoliopsida; Solanales; Solanaceae
Product: TORTIFOLIA1-like protein 3
Exons: 4
Coding region: 191-2092 (633 amino acids)
Cellular component (GO): microtubule
Molecular function (GO): microtubule binding
Source: RefSeq, a predicted model, not a curated record
CCGAAAAGAGAGAGAGAAAGCAAAUCCAUAAGCAUAACAACACACAAAAAAGAUACCCGCCACCGCCGGCCGCUGCGAUGCUGCCGCAUAUACCUCCAGCACCACCACCACCACCACCACUACAUUAACUCCGUUAUACCAAUUUCCACUUCAAUUACUAUUGCCAAACAUCAUCAAUUGUCGGUUGAAAAUGUCGGUCCACAGUAAGCAAAACCAAACACGUGACAUGAAACACCGAGUACUCACAUGUCUCCACAAGCUUUCCGACCGAGACACACAUUCCUCAGCAGCAACUGAACUCGAAUCCAUCGCUAAAACACUUUCACCUGAAACAAUUCCACCUUUCGUUUCCUCAAUUGCCACAACUGAUUCUUCGGACAAAUCACCUGUCCGUAAACAAUGUCUCAAACUAAUCUCUCUUCUCUCCGAACAACACGGCGACUCUCUCUCUCCUCAUCUCUCUAAACUCCUCACCGCCGUCGUACGCCGGUUACGUGACCCUGACUCCGCCGUACGCGCCGCGUGCGUCGGCGCGUGUGCGUCGAUUUCGUCACACUUGACAAAACCUCCGUUUUCUUCAAUUAUUAAGCCGUUUUUAGAAGCGCUUUUUACUGAACAGGAAAUGAAUUCUCAGAUCGGAGCUGCCUUGUGUUUGGCGGCAUGUAUUGAGGGGUCACCAGAUCCGGAUAUUGUUUGUUUAAGGAAGUCGUUGCCGAGAUUUGAGAAGUUGCUUAAGAGUGAGAGCUUUAAAGCGAAGGCAGCAUUGCUUACAAUGAUUGGUAGUGUGAUCGCUGUUGGAGGAGCUAAUGGGAAGCAGAUUGUGAGGAAUUUGGUGCCGUAUUUGGUGGAAUUUGUGAGUAGUGAUGAUUGGGCGGCUAGGAAAGCCAGUGCUGAGGCUUUGUUGAGGCUCGCCGUAGUCGAGGGAGAUGCUUUAUCUGAGUUCAAAGCAUCUUGCUUGAAGACUUUCGAGGCAAAACGAUUUGAUAAGGUAAAAGCAGUGAGGGAAACAAUGAAUCAAAUGUUGGACGCAUGGAAGGGAAUCCCUGAUUUAUCUGAUAAUGGUUCCCCUCUUCCCGAGUCAAAUUCCUCUUCCAAAGAAAAUGCAAGUGAUGGACGUUACCCGCCUGGUUUGAAGACUUCCAGAGCUGUGAGCUCCAGUACUCCUAGUGUAAGAAGGCCGGCUAACAAGUCAUCUGUAGCAGAUAAUUCCACUGCUCCUGCAGCCCAAAAAGGUCGUCCUCUGGACAGCACUGAAAAGAAAUCAGGUCCAGCAAUCUUUCGCAAACUUGAUCGGAAGAAGCCGUGGAAAGUUGAUGUUUCUGCUCCUCAUGGUUCUUCUGGGGCCAUCGCUUCAAAGGAUUAUCACCAAAACAAAGACGGGAUACAGUUGGGCAAAGACGAGGAGUUGGAAGCAAAUACAAGACCUGCAGUCAAACGUACUCUUUUCAGUAAGAUCACUAAUGAAACCAGGAAUGCUGUGGGAAAGGCUGGAUCUCGUGUGGUUCCAUAUCAAGAUGAGAUAUCAGAAUCUACUGUAAUUGUGAGCAAUGAAACUGGAGAUCUGUGUAGGAACCCGAAAGAUUGUGAAGAUCUCUCUCUGAUCCGGAAACAACUUGUUCAAAUUGAAACUCAGCAGUCCAAUUUGUUAGAGCUUCUCCAGAAAUUUAUGGGGAGCUCGCAAAGUGGCAUGCAUUCUCUGGAGAGACGUGUUCAUGGUCUGGAGCUGGCAUUAGAUGAGAUCUCAUUGGACUUGGCUAUGUCAACUGGAAGGAUGUCAAAUACCGACUCUGCAGUCAUGUGUUGCAAGCUACCAGGUGCAGAAUUCUUGACUUCUAAACUUUGGAAGAGAACAGAAGGUCGCGCUGCAACUUCACACUUCUCUGCUUCUGCUGGAACCUCAUCAGCAGGUGUAAUAAGCAAUGUAGCUGGUGAGCUAGGAAAUGGUGAAAGAUUUAAGUUGGAGAAUAGGAGAUAUCGGCUCCACAGUAGUCGGGGGUUUAUUGUGAACCCAUUAGCCGAAAUUCAUGGUGAUGCCCAGGGAAUUUCUGCACCUUCAGUUGGAGUUUCAAGAAGUUCGCAAAAUGGUGUGUGAUAGUUUAUGUCAGGUACUUUAUAAAUAUCUGAUUUUUUUCCGAUUAAUUUCCAGCAUGUAUAGAAGAGAACAUGGAAGUUGUGCUUGGGAUGCAAUAGUCACAUAUAUGGAUAAAAUUUUGUACUCAUAGGGACUUGGGUGCAUAGUCAGUUUCUGGUCCUAAAUUGUGCUACCCUUCCCUGAGCAUGACUUGCUUUCAGGGAAGGGAACGCCCUGAGAGAAGUAUGACCACACAGAACACUUCCUUUCGUCAUUAAUUUGUAACCAACUAUAGUGUCCUCCUUUAAUCCACUUCCCAUUAUUUUUCAUGUGAGGUGUUGUUGGGAGGGUUGCAAUAAGUGUUUAUAAUAAAUGCACACUGGGGAGUGGGGAUAUCAAAGAAAAUCUGCAGUUUUUAGUACUAUAUAGCUUACACGUUUACAUUUUUGUUACUUGGCUCCUCGGCCCUGGAUCUUGUGUGCUUACUACUAGUGGUCCUCUUAAAAAUAUACAAAAGACAUGGCUGUUAAUAUGUCUACACAAUUCUUCACAAAUAUUUCUUGACUCGAGGAACAUACACUGAAACUGUUUUCCAUGGUUGCUUCUGUUUCCAGACUUUGAGACUCAGUUUAAUACUCAAUUCAGCUUGGACUCUGAGCAUUGGAGUAGGAUGUAAAAAUGAAUCAGGAAGCAGUUUCUUACUCGUAGUACUACUAUAUUGUGCAUUUCGGCCAUGGUUAUUCACUCAGAAAGCUUUGCCAAAUCUAUAACCUACCGCAGAUCAUUUCUGCAAACUUCCAUCAGAAUUACUUUUUACCUUUUUGAGUCUACGUUUUGAUAUUUCAAAGAAGAACAGAUAUUGAGGAAAGGAUAGCCAGACCACUAUAUGGCGUGUCUGAUAUGAAAGUUGGCGUUGUAUAGAAGGAUAUUUCGUUUCUAUCAUUUUUUUUUUCUUUCUAAGAAUUAGUUUCUAUUCUUUCUGAUGCAUUGUGAUUAAACUGUUUGAAAUGAUAUCAGAAUAUGUAAAUGGUUGUUGCCAGUGUCUA